AGAGUGAGCUUUUCGGGGUUGGGCCCCGGAUGAUCUUUUCAACAGGCAGAGGGGGAAUGCCAUCUCCAGCCCUUUGCUUAAGGGACAGAGGUCUUCGCUUAAGAAGCUGAUCUGAAGUCCCAGGAAAGGAGAGGGGGCAGUUUGGGAGAUGUCUACUGGGCCCCCACUGGUGGAGGAGACUCAGCAGAGGAUGGAGAAGGAUGGAGAAACCUGCAGUGUGCAGGAUACUGGGGGAGGGGGGGGGGAAGUGCUUCCAGGAGACUCAGCCCAGCAGCAAGGCAAGCCAACAUCACAGGGCCAAGCUGAGAAGGAAGGGAGCCCAGGUGAGUCCAAGGGAGCGAAGGACCACCGAGGCCACCAGAAGGGCGUUCAACAGAAGCCACUGCCUUUCCUACAGAGCUUCAGCUGUCCAGCAACGGUGAACAGCCUAGCAGAUAUUCCAGAAGAGGCUUCGGCUGCCCCCGGCGCGGAGCGUCCUCAGGACCCAGCUGCUGCUUCUGCGACUGGCAAAGACCCUGCGCCCGGACACCCCAGCCGCGAGGAGGCGGCCCCAGGGCCAGCAGCAGAGCCCCCAAGCCCCGCAGCCAAAGAGGGCCACAGGGCUUUGGCUGAGGAGCCCCCUCCUCUUCCUGCUCCCGAUGCUGCUGGGGCCCCUCCGUCUCCUGGAAGCCAAGCUGCCGCCAGCUCUCCAGACCCUGAGGCCGGCCCCUACCUCACUCCGGACUUUGGCAAAGAGGAUCCUCUGAUCCUGGAUGACACGCCCCCGCCCCCUGCGCCUUUCACCCACCGCAUCGUCACACUGAGGACCGGCGACUACAAAGAUGCCUACAACCUGAACACUAAGGAGAUCCUGGGAGGGGGGAAGUUUGGAGAAGUCCGUACGUGCACGGUGAAGGAGACGGACCUCAAGCUUGCUGUGAAGAUCAUUAAGAAGCAGGGGCCAAAAGACAGGGAAAUGGCAGAAGUGGAAAUUGAUGUGAUGAACCAGCUCAACCACCGGAACUUGAUCCAGCUCUAUGAUGCCAUCGAGACGCCCCGAGAGAUCAUGCUCUUCAUAGAAUUUGUCCCAGGUGGUGAGCUUUUUGAGCGGAUCAUCGAUGAGGAUUACCAGCUGACUGAAGUGGAUUGCAUGGUUUUUGUACGGCAGAUCUGCGAGGGAAUCCUCUUCAUGCAUCAGAUGAGGGUGCUGCAUCUGGACCUUAAG
This is a messenger RNA of Python bivittatus (Burmese python), 1204 nucleotides long. Lineage: Eukaryota; Metazoa; Chordata; Lepidosauria; Squamata; Pythonidae. The record is from RefSeq and is a predicted model, not a curated record.